GGGAAGUCUCUCUCUCUCUGGCCUGUAUUUUUAUUCCUUUUCUGCAAUUUUUUUUUUGACUAAAUUUUUUUUUUUUUGUUUCCAAAUUUCUAUCCGAAAUAUUAUCACUAGACAAAAACAACGGCCGUGUCGUUCAAUCCAUCCAGAGUUUGGAGAUAAUAAUGUCCAAAACUCAAAUCGAAUCAAUUUCUGCAUCUCUUCUGCAAGAACUUGAGAUUAUAUGGGACGAGGUUGGAGAAACUGAAACCAACAGAGAGAAGAUUUUGAUUGAGAUCGAAGACGCAUGCAAAGAAGCCUAUACUCGAAAAAUAGAAUACGCAAAAGAAGAGAGGACUCGGUUAAAACAAGAGAUUGCUGAUUCAGAGUCAAGAGUUAUCGCUAUAUGUUCUGUAAUGGAGGAGCCACCGGUUCUUGGAAGACAACAUCCUUCUGAUCAAUGUGGGAGAAGCUUGAAAGAAGAGCUAGGGAAGAUUAUUCUGAAACUUGAAGAUAUGGAAAAGAGAAAAUCAGAGAGGAAGAACCAGUUUAUACAAGUGAUUGAGGAUAUAAGAUGUGUUAAAGAUGAGAUUAAUGGAGAAUCUGAUGAGACUUGUUCAUCUGAUUUUUCGAUUGAUGAAUCUGAUUUAUCUCUUAGAAAGCUUGAAGAGUUACACACAGAGCUUUACACACUUCAAGAACUGAAGAGGAACCGGAUGAAACAGAUUCAAGAUCAUCUAAGAACUCUGGAAUCGCUUUGUUCGGUUCUCGGUUCGAGUUUUCGAGAAACUGUUACCAAGAUUCACCCAAGUUUAAUAGAAUCUGAAGGGUCAAGAAGUAUAAGUAAUGAAACACUUAACAAGUUAGAUUCAUCAGUAAAUCAAUGGCAUGAGACAAAGAUACAGAGAAUGCAAGAACUUCAAGAUCUUGUGACGACAAUGCUUGAGUUUUGGAAUUUAAUGGAUACACCAGCGGAAGAACAACAAAAGUUCAUGAAUGUUUCAUGUAAUAUAGCUGCUACUGUUUCUGAAAUAACCAAACCUAAUAGUCUUUCCACAGAUUUGCUCGAAGAGGUUAAAGCCGAGCUAUGCCGGUUAGAAGAAUUGAAAUGGAGCAAAAUGAAAGAACUUGUUUUAAAGAAGAGGUCAGAACUUGAAGAGAUAUGCAGAAGAACACACAUUGUUCUUGAAGAACAAGAUAUCGAGGUGGAGAAUGUAAUCAAAGCCAUUGAAGCAGGAGAUGUGAACCCUGAAAAUAUACUAGAACAGAUCGAGUAUCGAGCUGGGAAAGUGAAAGAGGAAGCUUUAAGCAGAAAAGAGAUUCUUGAAAAAGCCGAGAAAUGGUUGAACGCUUGUGAGGAAGAGAAUUGGCUUGAAGAGUAUAACCAGGAUGAAAACCGAUACAACGCGGGAAAAGGAUCUCAUCUAGUCCUAAAACGCGCAGAGAAAGCUCGAGCACUUAAUCGCCUUCUUUCGAUGCUCGAAGAGUAUACAGAACUCAGAGAAGAGAAAGAACAUGAACGUCGUAGGAAAAGGGAUCUGAAGAAACUUCAAGGACAAGUGACAUCAGAGCAAGACAAAGGAACUCCUACGAGGCCUCAAAUUGCGAAGAAGGCUCUUAGAGUAUCGACUAGCAAGAGAUUUGCGACAUCACCUCAAACUCCUCAAAAUGAUUCGCCUCGCUCAGCAAAAUCUAUCACUCCACUAUCACGCCAUGGCUGAAAGAUAUAGAGCAAAGACAAAUAAAUAUUAGUCUUUUUAGUUUUACCUUUAUCAAUUUGGUAAUCGCUCCUUUCUUACAGACAAAGAUUCUUUAGAAGUAUUGCUCUUCAUUUCAAUGGCACUUCAGGAGAUAACGAUUUACAGCCAUAGAAACAAGUGAUCAUUCAUGUGUUAAAGACAAAUAUUUCAAAUGCUCAACACCUGCUGUUUGAAUAAGAGGGUCUCACAAAUGAAGGAAUCUGAAGAUUAUUGGAUCAUUUGUAUUUUGUCCAAGUGUGUACAUACACUGAUUGUGUUGCCGAAAGAAGAGUUUGACUUUGACCGACCAGCGUACUUGUUACAAUGUCAUCCAAUAAUCUUUUAAAUUUUUUAUCUACUCAUAGUCUCUAUUAAAAACUAAAAGUACUUUUAGUUAAUUUUGAAAUUUUUACUUUCACGCGUAAAUAAUCUUAUUACAAAUGAAUUGAAUGUGUAAA
Messenger RNA from Thlaspi arvense, 2173 nucleotides. NCBI's taxonomy places the organism in Eukaryota, Viridiplantae, Streptophyta, Magnoliopsida, Brassicales, Brassicaceae. The record is from the annotation of a GenBank genome assembly.